Molecule: messenger RNA, 4564 nt
Organism: Dipodomys ordii (Ord's kangaroo rat)
Lineage: Eukaryota; Metazoa; Chordata; Mammalia; Rodentia; Heteromyidae
Gene: Thoc2
Product: THO complex 2
Exons: 38
Coding region: 25-4467 (1480 amino acids)
Biological process (GO): mRNA processing; mRNA export from nucleus
Cellular component (GO): THO complex part of transcription export complex
Molecular function (GO): mRNA binding
Source: RefSeq, a predicted model, not a curated record
GCUUCUGUUACUAGUGAGGGGAAGAUGGCGGACGCAACCGUGGUGCUUCCCGCAGAGUGGAUAAAGAACUGGGAGAAAACAGGGAGAUGCGAAUUCUUGCAUUUAUGCCGGCUUCUCAGUGAAAAUAAAAGCCAUGACAGUUCUACUUACAGAGAUUUUCAGCAAGCCUUGUAUGAGUUAUCAUAUCAUGUGAUUAAAGGAAAUUUAAAGCAUGAACAAGCAUCUAAUGUUCUUACUGAUAUUAGUGAAUUUCGCGAGGAUAUGCCCUCCAUUCUUGCUGAUGUAUUCUGCAUAUUAGAUAUUGAGACAAAUUGCUUAGAAGAAAAAAGCAAGAGAGACUAUUUUACACAAUUGGUAUUAGCAUGUUUGUAUUUAGUUUCAGACACAGUUCUAAAGGAACGUUUGGAUCCAGAUACAUUGGAAUCAUUGGGGCUUAUCAAACAAUCACAGCAAUUCAAUCAAAAGUCAGUUAAAAUCAAGACGAAGCUCUUCUAUAAACAGCAAAAAUUCAAUUUAUUAAGAGAAGAGAAUGAAGGUUAUGCUAAGCUGAUUGCUGAAUUGGGACAAGAUUUAUCUGGAAAUGUUACUAGUGAUUUAAUCUUAGAAAAUAUCAAGUCUUUAAUUGGAUGCUUCAAUCUGGAUCCCAACAGAGUACUGGAUGUCAUUUUAGAAGUAUUUGAAUGCAGGCCAGAACACGAUGACUUCUUUAUAUCUUUAUUAGAAUCUUACAUGAGUAUGUGUGAACCGCAAACACUGUGUCAUAUUCUUGGGUUCAAAUUCAAGUUUUAUCAGGAACCAAGUGGUGAGACUCCAUCAUCUUUAUACAGAGUUGCAGCUGUACUUCUACAAUUUAAUCUUAUUGAUUUAGAUGAUCUUUACGUACAUCUUCUUCCAGCUGAUAGUUGCAUUAUGGAUGAACAUAAACGAGAAAUUGUGGAAGCUAAGCAAAUUGUUAGAAAACUUAACAUGGUUGUAUUGUCUUCUGAAAAAAUGGAUGAGAGAGAAAAAGAAAAGGAGAAAGAUGACGACAAAGUAGAGAAGCCACCUGACAACCAAAAACUUGGUUUACUAGAAGCCUUGUUAAUGAUUGGUGACUGGCAGCAUGCACAGAAUAUUAUGGAUCAGUUGCCUCCGUACUAUGCAGCUUCACAUAAACAAAUAGCUCUGGCUAUUUGCAAGCUCAUUCACAUAACUGUUGAGCCUCUCUAUAGAAGAGUUGGUGUUCCUAAAGGUGCUAAAGGCUCACCUGUUGAUGCUUUGCAAAAUAAGAGAGCACCAAAGCAAGCAGAGAGCUAUGAAGAUUUGAGGAGAGAUGUAUUCAAUAUGUUCUGUUACCUUGGUCCUCACCUUUCUCAUGAUCCCAUUUUAUUUGCAAAAGUGGUGCGCAUAGGCAAGUCAUUUAUGAAGGAGUUUCAGUCUGAAGGAACCAAACAAGAAGAUAAAGACAAAACGGAAGUUAUCCUUAGCUGUUUGCUUAGUAUUACUGAUCAGGUACUACUUCCAUCUCUUUCUUUGAUGGACUGCAAUGCUUGUAUGUCUGAGGAACUGUGGGGAAUGUUUAAAACAUUCCCUUAUCAACAUAGAUACCGUCUGUAUGGCCAGUGGAAGAAUGAAACCUAUAAUGGUCAUCCACUUUUAGUAAAAGUCAAAGCUCAAACAAUAGACAGAGCCAAAUAUAUCAUGAAGCGUCUGACCAAGGAAAACGUGAAACCUUCAGGAAGGCAAAUUGGGAAGUUAAGCCACAGCAAUCCAACCAUUUUGUUUGAUUAUAUCUUGUCACAAAUACAGAAGUAUGAUAACUUAAUAACACCUGUGGUUGAUUCAUUAAAAUAUCUUACUUCAUUGAAUUAUGAUGUCUUGGCCUAUUGUAUCAUAGAAGCUUUAGCUAAUCCAGAAAAGGAGAGAAUGAAGCAUGAUGACACAACCAUCUCAAGCUGGCUUCAGACCCAGGGAGGAAUAUGGAAUAAGGGGGGCAAAAUUACAAAUUUUGAUCUGCUUAUACUGAAAGAAGUGGUACAGAAAAUGGCAGGAAUUGAAAUUACAGAAGAAAUGACAAUGGAGCAACUAGAGGCCAUGACUGGUGGGGAGCAGCUCAAAGCUGAGGGUGGUUAUUUUGGCCAGAUCAGAAACACUAAAAAAUCUUCUCAGAGAUUAAAAGAUGCCCUAUUAGAUCAUGAUCUUGCUCUUCCUCUUUGUUUGCUUAUGGCUCAGCAAAGGAAUGGGGUAAUCUUUCAAGAGGGUGGAGAGAAACAUUUGAAACUUGUUGGAAAACUAUAUGACCAGUUUAAUCUCCAGUCAAAGUAUGAUGAACUUAAAAAAUCAGAAAAGGGAAAUAAACAGCAACAUAAAGUUCAUAAGUACAUUUCAUCAUGUGAGAUGGUGAUGGCUCCUGUCCAUGAAGCAGUGGUCUCCAUACAUGUUGCCAAAGUCUGGGAUGACAUCAGCCCUCAGUUCUAUGCCACAUUCUGGUCAUUGACGAUGUAUGAUCUUGCGGUUCCACAUUCCAGCUAUGAACGUGAAGUCAAUAAACUUAAAGUCCAGAUGAAAGCAAUUGAUGACAAUCAGGAAAUGCCUCCAAAUAAAAAGAAAAAAGAGAAGGAACGUUGUACUGCCCUUCAAGAUAAGCUUCUUGAAGAAGAAAAGAAACAAAUGGAACAUGUGCAGAGAGUUUUACAGAGACUGAAAUUGGAAAAGGACAAUUGGCUUUUAGCAAAAUCUACCAAAAAUGAGACCAUCACAAAAUUUCUACAGCUGUGUAUAUUUCCUCGAUGUAUUUUUUCAGCAAUUGAUGCUGUUUACUGUGCUCGUUUUGUUGAAUUGGUACAUGAACAGAAAACUCCAAAUUUUUCCACACUUCUUUGCUAUGAUCGAGAAUGUGGAAACUAUCCAGGAUUUCUUACUAUAUUACGGGCAACUGGAUUUGAUGGUGGAAAUAAAGCUGAUCAAUUAGAUUAUGAAAAUUUUCGACAUGUUGUUCAUAAGUGGCAUUAUAAGCUAACCAAGGCAUCGGUGCAUUGCCUUGAAACAGGCGAAUAUACUCAUAUCAGGAAUAUCUUGAUUGUGCUAACAAAAAUACUUCCUUGGUACCCAAAAGUUUUGAAUCUGGGUCAGGCUUUGGAAAGAAGAGUACAUAAAAUCUGCCAAGAAGAAAAAGAGAAGAGGCCAGAUCUAUAUGCAUUGGCGAUGGGCUACUCUGGGCAGUUGAAAAGUAAAAAGUCAUACAUGAUACCUGAAAAUGAGUUUCAUCACAAAGACCCUCCUCCGAGGAAUGCGGUUGCCAGUGUACAAAAUGGCCCUAGUGGUGGGCCUUCUUCAUCAUCCCUAGGAAGUGCAUCUAAAUCGGAUGAAAGCAGUACUGAGGAAACUGAUAAAUCAAGGGAGAGAUCUCAGUGUGGUGUGAAAGCUAUUAAUAAAGCUUCUAGUGCCACACCAAAAGGGAAUUCAAGCAAUGGAAAUAGUGGCUCUAACAGCAGCAAAGCUGUUAAAGAAAAUGACAAAGAAAAAGGGAAAGAGAAAGAAAAAGAAAAAAAAGAAAAGACUCCAGCUACUACUCCAGAGGCCAGGGUACUUGGUAAAGAUGGUAAAGAAAAACCAAAAGAAGAGCGGCCCAAUAAAGAUGAAAAAGCAAGAGAGACCAAGGAAAGAACACCUAAGUCUGACAAAGACAAAGAAAAAUUCAAGAAGGAAGAAAAAUCUAAAGAAGAAAAAUUCAAGACAACUAUCCCCAGCACAGAAUCAAAAUCUACUCAAGAAAGGGAACGAGAGAAGGAGCCAUCCAGAGAAAGAGAUGUAACAAAGGAAAUGAAAUCAAAGGAAAAUGUUAAAGGAGGAGAAAAAACACCAGUUUCUGGGUCCUUGAAGUCGCCUGUUCCCCGAUCUGAUAAUGCAGAGCCUGAAAGGGAACAGAAACGCCGCAAAAUUGAUACCCAUCCUUCUCCAUCACAUUCCUCCACAGUAAAGGACAGUCUCAUCGAACUCAAGGAGUCUUCAUCAAAGCUCUACAUUAAUCAUACUCCUCCACCAAUGUCCAAGAGUAAGGAGAGAGAAAUGGACAAGAAAGAGUUGGACAAGUCAAGGGAAAGAUCCAGAGAAAGAGAGAAAAAAGAUGAAAAGGACAGGAAAGAGCGGAAAAGGGAUCACUCAAACAAUGACCGUGAAGUACCACCGGACUUAACCAAGAGGCGGAAAGAGGAAAAUGGAACAAUGGGGGUUUCAAAACACAAAAGUGAAAGUCCAUGUGAGUCUCCUUAUCCAAAUGAGAAAGACAAGGAAAAAAAUAAGUCAAAAUCUUCAGGCAAAGAAAAAAGUGGUGACUCAUUUAAAUCUGAGAAGAUGGAUAAACUAUCCUCCGGUGGCAAAAAGGAGUCCAGGCAUGAUAAAGAAAAGAUAGAAAAGAAAGAAAAACGGGACAGUUCAGGAGGAAAGGAAGAGAAGAAACAUCAUAAGUCCUCGGACAAGCACAGAUAAUGAAGACUUUCAAUCAAGGGUAUGGACAGGACCCCUAAGCUGAAGGUCUCCCAGAGGAGGAUGCUAAAGCUCCAUGCGCCACUCAGAACGGUAUCUU